Messenger RNA from Naegleria gruberi, 1677 nucleotides. RefSeq lists its product as uncharacterized. NCBI's taxonomy places the organism in Eukaryota, Heterolobosea, Eutetramitea, Acrasida, Naegleriidae. The transcript is spliced from 2 exons. The coding region runs from base 1 to 1677 and encodes 558 amino acids. The record is from RefSeq and is a predicted model, not a curated record.
AUGCCCCGAAUUACCACAAGUGACAAAAAGCGACGAUUGAACAACAAGCGAUAUGAUGAGUUUAGUAAGAAUUUAGCAUUCGAACUGGCCGAUAAUUCCGAAGAUGAAAAGGAAAUUGCACAACAAGAAGCAAGUGUUGACCAUGAAACUUUUAAACAACUUCAUCCUGUACAGAUUAGCCCAAAGGAUGUUGAUAUGAUCGUGAGUGCUGUGGUUAAAAAGGCUGAUUGGAGAGUUAAAUUGGGAGAAUUAGAGCUCAAGUGGAGGCAGGAAUGCUCAAGGCAGAAUAUUUCAGUAGCUAGUGCGAAUGUUGCUUUUGAAAUUCUACGUGACAUUAAUUUUCAAGGAUGUUGUGGAGCUAAUCCUCAAUCAGAAAGAGAGGAAAGAGCAUCAAUCAGGAAGAAUGACAAACCAUACGUCCCAAGAGGUGUAGAAGAUCACAUCUCAGACGAAGAAGAAGAAGAAGAUGAAUACUUUGAUUUCGAAAGGUACUCUAGAAGUACAAGAUUUUGUGAGUGUCCUUGUGUACAUUGCUCAACUAAACUUCCAAAAUAUAAUGGGGCUAUUGUUGCUGAUAAUUUAAUUCCCAGCGAUUUGAAACAGAGAUUGAAAGAUGAAAUUGCAAAAUUGGAGAAUGUUCCAGAAGAUAAGAAAGAUUGGCAUCCAGGAGCAAAUAAGCAAGUAUUGGACUUGAUUCAUCCUUCAUUGUAUUGUUAUGUUGAUAAGGUUAGUGUUUCUGAAAAGGAAAUGGAACCUGAAGUUGAAAAAGAAAGACAUUGGUAUCAACCAAAACCAAGUUAUGAAAAACCAAAAUCCAAUAGAUGUCAAUGGUUACCUGCUGAAUUUGAAGUAACAUAUGAUAGCAAUGUUGGAUUAGAUGCUAAAGAUGCUGAACCUACUGUGAAAAUCAAUAGCUAUAUCAAUAAUAUCGAUCAAAUCAAACAACCAGAACUUUAUGAUGUUAUUGGUAAAAUAUUUGGUAAAUUCCACAAACAAAUGAAACAGAGUCAUCAUUCUAUUGGAAGGGCAGACACAUUACAAGUCAUUGUAAAAGCUGCCAAUAUUAUUGUAACCCCAGAUAAGCCAUUUUACUCUGGAGGAACUUUCCAUAUGGAAGGAAUGCCCUAUGAACACAUUGCUACAACUGGUAUUUAUUAUUAUCAUUCAGAAAAUGUAAAGAAUAGUUAUUUGGAGUUUAGAUCUGGUAUUUCAGAGCCAUACGGAUACCAACAAGACGAUGUUAAAGGAUGUUUCGAGCAAUAUGGACUUCAUGAUGGUGAUUUACAAUUCAGAAGUGAAGGAGCAAUUCACACCAAGGAAGAUAGAUGUAUCAUUUUCAAUAAUACCGACCAACAUAGAGUAAGACACUUUUUCCCUAUUGAUCCUUCGAAACCAGCCAUUAGAAAGAUACUCGUCUUUUUUAUUGUGAAUCCAAGGAAUAGAAUCAUCUCUACACAAGAUGUUGACGUGCAAAGAUUUGAUUUCCUUAUUAAUAGAUGCUUUAUUUUGAACAAAUUACUCCCAUUCCCAAUCGUUCACACAAUUGUACAAUUUAUGCCACACUUUACUCAUGAGGAAGCUUUGAAAAAUAGAGAAGAACUUAUGAACCAGAGAAAGUACUAUGUCGAUGAGCAAAACUUGGAAAUAGAAAGAGAAUUUUCACUUUGUGAACAUUAG